Messenger RNA from Vicia faba (fava bean), 861 nucleotides. The record is from the annotation of a GenBank genome assembly. NCBI's taxonomy places the organism in Eukaryota, Viridiplantae, Streptophyta, Magnoliopsida, Fabales, Fabaceae.
AUGGCCAUGGCUAUCACUGCUUCCAGUAUUCGAUUUCACUUCACUGCUGCUACUGAAAAACCUAUUUUCUCUGUUCCUUUUUUGAAGCUAUCUUCUAGGUUUACUCAUACUAUGCCAUCUUACUUUCUUCAUAAAACAAGAUUGUUAUCUUCUGGAACUACAAUUAUCCCUCGAGCAGCACCACCUGUUACUCAUCUGCAGGAUGCUAAUCAAGGUGUGACUGAUACCGUUCCGACUCCGAUAGUUAUAAUUGACCAAGACUCUGAUCCAAAUGCAACUGUGGUGAAGAUAACUUUUGGUCAUCGGCUUGGAGCUCUCCUUGACACGAUGAGUGCAUUAAAAAGCUUAGGUCUCAAUGUUGUUAAGGCAAAUGUCUUUUUGGAUUCUUCUGGCAAACACAACAAGUUUUUCAUCACAAAAGCUGAUACUGGCAGAAAAGUCGAAGAUCCAGAGUUGUUAGAAGCAAUUCGUUUGACAAUUAUAAAUAAUCUGAUUCAGUAUCACCCGGAAUCAAGUUCUCAGUUAGCAAUGGGAGCGGCUUUUGGACUUCUACCUCCGAAAGAGCAGGUUGAUGUGGACAUUGCAACACGCAUAAAUAUCUCUGAUGAUGGUCCAGAUCGAAGUUUGUUCUAUGUGGAGACAGCUGAUCACCCUGGAUUACUCGUUGAACUUGUAAAAAGUAUUACUGAUAUUGACAUUGCUGUUGAAUCUGGAGAAUUCGACACUGAGGGGCUCUUGGCCAAGGCGAAGUUUCAUGUUAGCUACAAAGGCAAAGCAAUCAGCAAGCAGCUGCAGCAGGUUCUUGCUAACAGUUUGAGAUAUUUCCUGAGGCGUCCGACAACCGAGGAAUCCAGUUUUUGA